CAGGUUGAUUCAAUUGCUCAUCGCCCUGCGUAAUAUCGUCUCGGUAUCAGAAGCCUCUUAUCUGGCGCCGGCGGUCUAAACGCCUCCCUGCUGGCGCGGAAGCUAUCGCGGGAUUUUGGCCAGCACCAAGAAGGCGGCCUAUGCUUGUCCGACACAGCAAUACUGCCGCGAAGGAAAAUGACUUAUUACUCCGCCCGUCUGCCCGACCACGGAAUGGUGUGGAGUCUUAUUCAGAGAUCCCCCAUUGGGGCGUCCACAGGCUGGCUUCGGUGGCUUGUCGUUGCGUGCUUGACUAGAACUCGCCGCAUUAUCGCAGCCAUGUAACGCAGCAUCCGGUCAGUCCAACACGCGAUGCCCAGCCUCAUCUCGCCCAAGUACCCACAGCGCCUGUCCUUGGCCUCUAUGCUGGGCCCCGCCCGCGCCUGUUUUUGCCACAGCUCAAAGCCAUUUCCGCUGGGAUCCCGAUCAUACCCGCCGUUCGCCGCUCUACCCUGCGGCUUUAGCUUUAUUGUCGUGCGUCGCGGAUCGACCUAUGAUGCAGACGUUUCUGGUCUCUCCCCGGAUGGGCAACCCUUGUAAAUGCUACCCUUCGGCUGUCCUAGUCAAUUCGGCGACAGCGUUGCCUUGUUUGCCUCCUGUCGGAUUCGCAUCUUGUUGGACAGCUUUUGGGAGGCGAUAUGGGGUGAUGGGCGCGAUGCUCUGAUACUCGUCAACAAAAAAGACGCAGGCCCCGUCUUAACUUUGCAUGAAUUUCCUAUGUGAUUUCAUCCGUGCGUUUGUGCCUGACUCAUUCUGU
Messenger RNA from Trichoderma asperellum CBS 433.97, 796 nucleotides. NCBI's taxonomy places the organism in Eukaryota, Fungi, Ascomycota, Sordariomycetes, Hypocreales, Hypocreaceae. The record is from RefSeq and is a predicted model, not a curated record.